Messenger RNA from Knipowitschia caucasica, 786 nucleotides. The record is from the annotation of a GenBank genome assembly. NCBI's taxonomy places the organism in Eukaryota, Metazoa, Chordata, Actinopteri, Gobiiformes, Gobiidae.
AUGGGACCUGACCCUCUGCACCAUUUGGACCCUCUGGACACUCUGGACCCUCUGGAUACUCUGGACCCUCUGGAUACUCUGGAUACUCUGGAUACUCUGGACCCUCUGGAUACUCUGAACCCUCUGGAUACUCUGAACCCUCUGGAUACUCUGAACCCUCUGGAUACUCUGGACCCUCUGGAUACUCUGGAUACUCUGAACCCUCUGGAUACUCUGGACCCUCUGGAUACUCUGGACCCUCUGGAUACUCUGGAUACUCUGAACCCACUGGAUACUCUGGACCCUCUGGAUACUCUGGACCCUCUGGAUACUCUGGACCCUCUGGAUACUCUGAACCCUCUGGAUACUCUGGACCCUCUGGAUACUCUGGACCCUCUGGAUACUCUGAACCCUCUGGAUACUCUGGACCCUCUGGAUACUCUGGACCCUCAUGGAUACUCUGGACCCUCUGGAUACUCUGGACCCUCUGGAUACUCUGAACCCUCUGGAUACUCUGGACCCUCUGGAUACUCUGGAUACUCUGAACCCUCUGGAUACUCUGGACCCUCUGGAUACUCUGGACCCUCUGGAUACUCUGGAUACUCUGAACCCACUGGAUACUCUGGACCCUCUGGAUACUCUGGACCCUCUGGAUACUCUGGACCCUCUGGAUACUCUGAACCCUCUGGAUACUCUGGACCCUCUGGAUACUCUGGACCCUCUGGAUACUCUGAACCCUCUGGAUACUCUGGACCCUCUGGAUACUCUGGACCCUCAUGGAUACUCUGGACCCUCUGGAUACUCUGA